AUGGGUGGCAAAUCAUUACAAGUGGAUUGUUUGGAAGCUUGCAUGCCUAGAAAGGAGCUAUCCAAAUAAAGCCAUUGGAAAGCUUUUGACAGUUUGUAAUGUGCUCGAGGAAUUGAAAUACAGAUAUGAAAGAGAAGUCAAUUAUGGACACAAAUCGACAAUUAAGAAGAUACUUGAUGGUGAUGUGUCACCUUCAUCGAUGAUGAUUCUCUGUGUUUCGGCAAUCCAUUCUUAUUUGGGUUCAAGGAAUGAUGAAGUGUUUGUUUCAUUUGAUUUACAUGGCAAUCAUAGGAAUCCUAUUGGUAUUGGCAGUAAUCAUUUAUUUAAACAUUUAAUUAAUUCAAUCCUAGUAAAAUAUGAAAGAGAAGUCAAUUAUGGACACAAAUCGACAAUUAAGAAGAUACUUGAUGGUGAUGUGUCACCUUCAUCGAUGAUGAUUCUCUGUGUUUCGGCAAUCCAUUCUUAUUCGGGUUCAAGGAAUGAUGAAGUGCUUGUUUCAUUUGAUUUACAUGGCAAUCAAAGGAAUCCUAUUGGUAUUGGCAGUAAUCAUGCCGCGAAGAUAGAACUAACUGAUGGGUGGUACUCGCUUGAUGCCACCUUAGAUGGACAUCUAUCGAAACAACUGCUUGCUGGAAAGUUGUUUGUAGGCCAAAAACUUAGAGUUUGUGGAGCUGCUUUUUGUGGUUGGGUUGAACCUAUUUCACCACUUGAGGCAUCAAACUCGGUCAGUUUAGUCCUGCAUAUUAAUGGAACGUACCGAGCACAUUGGGCUGACUCAUUAGGAUUCAGUAGAGGCAUUGGAGCUCCUUUGGCUUUUAGGUGCAUCAAAAAUGGCGGGGGUAAAAUUCCUAAGACAUUAGUUGGUGUUACUCGACUCUAUCCCGUCUUGUACAAGGAGAGAUUACAGGGUGGUGGUUCUAUUGUGAGGUCAGAAAGUCUGGAAAAGAAAAUACUUGAGCUUAACAAUAGGAGGCGAAGUGAUAUUGUUGAAGAUAUUAUAUCUGAGGUGGAUGAUGCUUUAUUAAAUCUUAAUGAAAGCGAAGAGGGAGCAAAACUUCUUAGGAUUCUUGAAACUUCUGCUGAGCCUGAAGUCCUAAUGGCAGGAAUGAGUUUGGAGCAACUUAAUUCCUUCUCAAAUUAUCAGGCAAAACAGGAGGCAUUGAGGCAAGCCAAUUUGUAUAAGAAGAUUGAGAAAGCUUUGGAAGAAGCCGGUCUUGGUUCGAGAGAUGUUUCUCCUUUUAUGAGGGUGAGAGCUAGCGGCUUGACUAGUAUCGAUUCAUGUAGGAAGGGAAGGCCAUGGGAAGGCUUGAUAACAAUCUGGAAUCCUACUGAGAGGCAGAAGCUUGAUCUUGUGGAAGGCCAAAUAUACUCUGUUUCAUGGCUCACACCAUUUUGCGGCAGCACUGAUUUCUUAUACUUACAAAGUAGGGGACCGUCUUCAGAAUGGAUUCGGUUACCAGCCACAGAACACAAGAAAUAUGAUUCUUUUUUUAUCCCUCGGAAAUCAGUGUUGCUAUCAAAUUUGGGUGAGGUGCCCCUAGCCAGUGAAUUUGAUAUAUCAGCCGUUGUUGUGUAUGUGGGGGAAGCCUAUUUUACUGCUCGUCAGAGAAAACAGUGGAUUUUUGUGACGGAUGGAUCUGGAUGGAUCAAUGAAGAUGAACAUGAUGGUCUCCUAGCUAUUAGUUUUUGCUCACCCAUUUCUGGCAGUGAUUCACUUGAACAGAUCAACCAAUGUCUUUCAGGAAGCACUGUUGGCUUCUAUAAUCUUAUCAAGCGACCAAGGGACCGAAAUAAUCAUUUAUGGGUAGCUGAGGCAACGGAGAAUUCUAUAUAUUCCAUUAGCCACAAUAUACCUUGUGGUUCGCAUCUCAAAGGAUCUGCAGAUUUGGCGUUGAAAUGGGCAAAUACUUCUCCUUUG
Molecule: messenger RNA, 1918 nt
Organism: Phalaenopsis equestris
Lineage: Eukaryota; Viridiplantae; Streptophyta; Magnoliopsida; Asparagales; Orchidaceae
Product: protein BREAST CANCER SUSCEPTIBILITY 2 homolog B-like
Biological process (GO): double-strand break repair via homologous recombination; regulation of DNA-templated transcription
Source: RefSeq, a predicted model, not a curated record